CUCUCUGGAGCUUGUGUUGACCACGCUGGGAGCCAUGGCCACUGUUCAAACCGAAUCCCCGAGUCUGGUUCUGAAGCGACCCACCGGGACCUCGAACACCGACCUACUCGAACGAAUCGUUAACCGGACCACGCUGUCGACGCAGCGGGCGACGCACCGACACAUACUGGUGAUUGCAGAUAAAUUCCAGAAAACUAAGAAAAAGAAGAAGACUGCGCCCGUGUGUGGGGGCGAGCAGGAGCGAGGCGCGCUCCCUGAGCACGAGGAAGAGGAGGGCUCAGAGGCAAGCGCCCUCUGCAGGCUGGAGGAGGAAUUGCAGGAGCUGAGAGCCGGCGCUGAGCGGGAGAGAGAGCUUGCCAUGCAACAGCAGAAACAGGUUCUGGAGGCUCGGUUCCAGGAGGUUCUACUGAACAGAGACCGCUUGGAGGAGGAGAGGCUGCACCAGCUCUCCCAGAGGCUGAGGUUAGAGGCAGUGGAGGCAGCGCAAGUCCUGGAGGAGAGGCAGAGGGAGGACGAGAGGCGAGCAGUGCAGGACGCCUGCCGGGCUCUAAGGCUGCAGCUUGCAGAGGAGGCGGAGGCAGAGAAGCAGAGGGAGGUGCGGAGGGUGCUAGCAGAGGCACAGGCUGAGUUUGCACUGCGACAGAGCGAAGCCGAGGAGGCGGUCAGACAAGACUGCAAGAGAGAGGGAGCACUGGAGAGAGAGAGGCAGGAGGAGAGACACAGAGAGGAGCUCCGGCUUCUGGCAGGGGAAAUAUCUGGGCUCAGACAGCAGCUCUGCGGAGUGACGAGGGAGAAGAUGGAGUACGAGAAGGCGUUUAAGGAGGUCCAGGUGAAUUACAGGCGCUUCAUUGACCUCACGGACUCCAGCCUGCACUCCGAUUACCUGCUGGAGCUGCGGGCCCUGGGGAGGCCAGCGGGACUGUCAGAGCGCGGGGUCCAGACCGACGAGAUCUCCACCCCACAGACACAGCCUGGAGCCACUCCAUAGGGAACGCAUUGCAAACCAACCAUGCUUCCCUAUGCUUUACCAGACCUGUGCUAUACAAUGCUUCCCUAUGCUUUAUCAUACCUCUCUGUGCUUUA
This is a messenger RNA of Polyodon spathula (Mississippi paddlefish), 1083 nucleotides long. RefSeq names its product plectin. The record is from RefSeq and is a predicted model, not a curated record. Lineage: Eukaryota; Metazoa; Chordata; Actinopteri; Acipenseriformes; Polyodontidae. Bases 35 to 988 code for a protein of 317 amino acids. The transcript is spliced from 6 exons.